AUGACCAACCCGAUGAACCCCAACACCACCAGCGCGGGCGCUGCGCCUGCGAGCGCAACCAACAAUGGCACUGCGAUCUCGAUUCCGCGCAACGACGGCAAUGGCGCCUCCAGCGCUGGGUCCAACUCGAACGCGUCGACGAACCAGUCGUUUGACCACGCGAUCUCGUACGUGACGACGAUCAAGAAGCGGUUUGCGGACGAGCCCGAGACGUACAAGGCGUUCCUUGAGAUCCUGCACACGUACCAGAAGGAGCAAGGCUCGAUCAAGCAAGUGCUCGACCAAGUGAGCUACCUCUUCCGCGACCACCCCGACUUGCUGCGCGAGUUUACGUUUUUCCUGCCGGACGCGGUCCAGGACCAAGCGCGCGACCGGCUGCACAAGGCGGCGGAGCGCGCGCAGGCGCGCCAACUCAAGCUGCAAAUGACGUCGGGCACCAAGGAACGCAAGGUCAGCAAGAAGAAGGACAAGAAGGAGUCGCCGCUGCCGGUCUCGAGCCCGAAGAAGGCCGAGAAAGCCAAAGAGAAAGACAGCGCGCGCGACCGCAACAAAGCGGCGUACGCGCUCAAGCGCAAGCAGGCCAACAAGGGCGACGUCAAGGAGCGCCGCGAGCUCCUCGCCUGUCUUCCGUCCCGCGACAAUUGGCGCGAGUUUCUCAAGUGCCUCGAGCUCUACAGCCAAGAGAUUGUCGGCCGCGACGACAUGAUCGUGCUCGUCAAGAACCUCCUCGGGCGCCACACGGACGUCGUCGCCGAGUUUACGCAGCUCCUCCACACGCACGGCGAAGUCAAGGACCAGCACGAGAUCUGGCCGUUCAUCCCGCUGGCCGAGACGGACUUGAGCCAGUGCCGGCGCGCGACGCCGAGCUACCGCGCGCUGCCGUCGAGCUACCCGAUCCCGCCGUCGUCGUCGCGCUCCAAGAUGGAACGCGCCGUGUGCAACGACGCGUGGGUGAGCGUCCCGACAGGCUCGGAAGACUUUUCGUUCAAGAACAUGCGCAAGAACCAGUACGAAGAAGCACUUUUCAAGUGCGAGGACGAGCGCUUCGAGAUCGACAUGGUCAUUGACGCCAACGCGUCGACGAUUGCAAUUCUCACGCCGCUCGCCAAGGAAAUCGAGACGCUUUCAGCCACGUCCCCGACGGGCUGGCAGUACGUGCUCGACAAGGGCGCGCUGCGGGUGACGCACCUCAACGCGAUCACGCGCAUUUAUGGCGAGGCCGGGCACCAGAUUCUGGAGCUGCUCCGCAAGCACCCGGCCGGUGCGAUUCCCGUGAUCCUCAAGCGGCUCUUGCAGAAAGAUGAAGAGUGGCGCCGCGCGCGGCAGGACCUCAACAAGCAGUGGAAGGACGUGAACGAGAAGAACUACCACAAGUCGCUCGACCACUCGUCGUUCUACUUUAAGCAAAAAGACAAGAAGGCGACGAGCGCCAAGGCCUUGCUCGCGCACGCCAAGAAGACGCUCGAGACGAAAACGGUCGAGACGCUGACGAUGCCGGCGGCCAAGAUCCACAAGGACGCGUUCGGGCUCCUCACGUACGCGGCCGAGAAGAACCUCUCGGUCUCGGAGAAGGAAAAGGUCUCGAAGCUCUGGCACGCGUUCUUUUGCCCGUUCUUCAACCUCGACGAGGCGUGGCUCCAGCGCAAGCCCGUGCUGGCCAACGUGACGGUCGACUCGACCAACGGCGUCCGCGUCGGCACCGAGGUCGUCACCGACUUUGGCGAAGGCGUCGUCCAAGCCUUUGACGCUGCGCGCAGCAUCGCGACCGUCACGCUGCCGAUCGGGACGGCGUACGUGCACAGUGACGCGCUGAGCGUCACGGAGGUCGGCGACUUUCCGCCCAACAUCCACGUGGCCGACGAGGCGGCGAACCUGGACGCGUCGUGCUCUGUGUUUUACGGCAACGACACGGCGUAUGUGUUUCUGCGGCUGUACCAGCUGCUGCACUCGCGUCUCGAGCAAGCGCGGGAGCUCUGCGAGAAGGCGAAGCGCAACCGCAACCGGCGCACGAUCAACCCGGCGGCCCGUGCGCUCGCCCACGCGCACCACAUUACGAACGAGGCGCCCGAGAUGACGGGCGACUACUCUGCGUUCCUCUCCAAGCUCUACGCGCUCCUCGACAACUCGAUCGACAACACGCGGUACGAGGACUGCUGCCGGAGCCUCAUGGGCUCGAGCUCGUACUUUUUGUUUACGCUCGACAAGCUCGUGCAGCACUUGCUCAAGCAGAUGCAGCACAUGGCCAACGACGAGACGUGCACGGAGCUCCAAGCGCUCUUCGCCAACGAGCAUGCGUCGACCGACGCGUACUUUACGCAGGCCAAGGCCCUCUACGAGCGCGACGGCGAAGGCGCGUACUGCCUCAAGUUCCACCCGGGCGUGCUCCGCCGCACGCCGCUCGAGAAGAAGGCGGAUGCGGCCGCGAGUGGUGCGUCGCACCUCUGGGCGCCGUCGCCCCGGACGAAGGCCGAGCCCAACAAGUGGCUCGUCGAGCCGACGCUGACGCUCGAAUACCUCGGCACGAUGAUCGACGGCGACGAGAACGCCAAGCAGGACGACGGCACGAACGAAGAGGACUCGUCGCCGCCCGAGACGCCGGUUGCGACGCCGGUGCCCACGAGCCCCAUCAAGACGGAAGAGGACGACGACAUGAUGGACGACGAGAGCGGCAACGAUGCCGACUCGACGGCCGGCGACGACGACGAUGACAUGGCGGACAUGGAGCCGACGACCAAGAAGCGGCCGGUGCCGACGGCCGACGAGGACGAGGACGCGGACGAGGACGCGGACGAGGACGGCGAGGCGGCGCCCAAGAAGCUCAAGACGGACGACGAGUAG
This is a messenger RNA of Saprolegnia parasitica CBS 223.65, 2838 nucleotides long. RefSeq lists its product as hypothetical. The record is from RefSeq and is a predicted model, not a curated record. The transcript is spliced from 5 exons. NCBI's taxonomy places the organism in Eukaryota, Oomycota, Saprolegniomycetes, Saprolegniales, Saprolegniaceae. Bases 1 to 2838 code for a protein of 945 amino acids. Gene Ontology annotation, biological process: negative regulation of transcription by RNA polymerase II. Gene Ontology annotation, cellular component: histone deacetylase complex; chromatin. Gene Ontology annotation, molecular function: transcription corepressor activity.